Lathyrus oleraceus (garden pea) is the source of this 792-nucleotide messenger RNA. RefSeq lists its product as uncharacterized. The record is from RefSeq and is a predicted model, not a curated record. The transcript has 2 exons. The coding region runs from base 204 to 725 and encodes 173 amino acids. Lineage: Eukaryota; Viridiplantae; Streptophyta; Magnoliopsida; Fabales; Fabaceae.
UCAUUCCCUUUCCAACCGUCGAUAUCGAAUCUAAGUUCAGCAGCACAAGGUUUUCGUUUCUGAAACAACGCAGUUUCCACAUUCUAGUCCUUUUCUUUCGGUAACUGCCGACGUUAAAAAAACACAAAAACCUUAUAAAACAAAAACCUCAAAAGUUGAGAGACACUAACUCAGGUGUUUCAUCGUACUCCCAUCCUAAGAACAUGUCUCUGACACCAAGAUCUCAUGUUUCCAUUUUCCUUCUUGUCAUUCUUUUCACUCUUUCUCUCACAGGAACAGCUCCCGAAGAAUCCCCCCUACUUGAGAUUCUCCGCAACCAUGGCCUCCCAGCAGGACUCUUCCCUCAGAGUGUGAAAUCAUUCGAAUUGGACCAAAUGGGUCGUUUAGAAGUACACUUGGAGCGUCCUUGUUUGGCUCAGUAUGAAACAACAGUGUUCUUCGACACUGUUGUUAGAGCAAACCUUAGUUUCGGACAGCUUAAGGUUUUCGAAGGCAUGUCUCGUGAAGAGCUUUUUCUAUGGCUUCCGGUUAAGGAUAUCAUUGUUACUGAUCAAUCUUCUGGUCUCAUUCUCAUUGAUAUUGGUUUUGCACUUAAACGACUCUCUUUCUCUCGUUUUGAAGAACCCCCAAUUUGUAGAUCUCGUCAAGGUCUUUCUUUUGGUAUGGGUGGAAGGAAGGGUAAAGGAUGGCUUAACUCUUUUCAAAUUUGGGGUUUCUCUAUAUGAAAAUUUAUGUUUAUGUACAAAAUGUGCAACUUAUAUAAAUUAUAAUGCCAUUGAAUAAUUACUAAAA